Ricinus communis (castor bean) is the source of this 1911-nucleotide messenger RNA. Its product is annotated as amino acid permease 8. The transcript is spliced from 7 exons. Gene Ontology annotation, cellular component: plasma membrane. Lineage: Eukaryota; Viridiplantae; Streptophyta; Magnoliopsida; Malpighiales; Euphorbiaceae. Bases 279 to 1733 code for a protein of 484 amino acids. The record is from RefSeq and is a predicted model, not a curated record.
AUAAAAUUAAUAUGUCUAUUAAAUUAAAUCAGAAAUUAAAAUAUUAAAUUUACUAAUUGAUACAAAUUGAAUGCUAUAAAUAUGUAUUUAAUAAGAAAAAAAAAUUGCAAGAACCUCAGCACGAAGGACCACUGAAAUCAGUAAAGAGAAAGACUACACAGACAAACAUCUCGCCUAUUUAUAGAUGAAGUUGCUUAUCAUUGAGCCUCGUGCAAAUUAAACACACACUUCGAUUCAUUUUAGCAAACUUUUUUUUUUUUAAAAAAAAAGUGAGAAGAAUGAGGGGAAGUGUGAUGGAUCAAGAAUUCCAAGUUCAAGAAAUUUGCGAAUCUAUUAUUGUUACUUGCAAUGAUGCAGGUGAAGAGCUAGAUGAUGAUGGCAAACCCAGAAGAACCGGGAAUAAGUGGACUGCAAGUGCACAUAUAAUAACAGCAAUAAUAGGGUCAGGAGUACUGUCACUAGCUUGGAGUAUGGCACAACUUGGAUGGAUCAUUGGAGUAGGCACUCUCUUAUCUUUCUCUUGCAUUACCUAUUACACCUCCGCUCUCCUCGCAGAUUGUUACAGAUGCCCAAAUUCCCUAACCGGGAAAAGAAACUACACUUACAAGGACUCUGUUCGCUCCUACUUGGGUGAAAAUAUGCACAAGGCUUGUGGGUUUGUUCAAUGUAUAUUCCUAAGUGGGUCUACAAUUGGUUAUACAAUUACAGCAUCUAUAAGUAUGGUGGCUAUAAGGGAAUCAAAUUGUUAUCAUAAGCAAGGACAUGAAGCUUCUUGCAAGUAUUCAAGUAACUGGUACAUACUUGGAGUGGGGAUUGCUGAGAUAUUCGUGUCUCAAAUCCCAAAUUUUCACAAGCUUUCGUGGCUUUCCAUGGUUGCUGCUCUUAUGUCUUUUACUUAUGCAUCUAUUGGGCUUGCACUUGCAUUCACCAAGGUUAUCUCAGGAGAAGGAGGAAGAACAAGUUUGACAGGAACAGAAAUCGGGUUGGAUUUAACAAAAACAGAUAAGAUUUGGAGCAUGUUUAGAGCAAUCGGUGAUAUGGCAUUUGCCUGUGCAUACUCUCCCAUUCUGAUUGAAAUCCAAGAUACACUAAGGUCGUCACCACCAGAAAAUAAAGUGAUGAAGAAAGCUAAUGGAAUAGCUGUAUUGACAUCAACAAGUUUCUAUUUGAUGUGCGGUUGCUUUGGCUAUGCUGCUUUUGGUAACAAUGCACCAGGCAACUUGCUUACUGGCUUUGGAUUUUACGAACCCUUCUGGUUGAUUGACUUGGCCAAUCUUUGCAUUGUGGUUCACCUUUUGGGUGCCUACCAGGUACUAUCCCAGCCUGUAUUCAGCACAGUCGAGACAUGGAUCAGAACAAAGUGGCCCAAAUCCAAAUUUGUAAUGGAGGAGUACCCACUAAGUAUUGGGAAGAGAAAUCUCAAUUUCAAAGUCAACUUGUUAAGGGUAUGUUGGAGAACAGGAUUUGUAGUGGUGGCAACUCUGCUUGCAAUGGCAUUACCUUUCUUCAAUGACAUACUAGCACUCCUUGGAGCCCUUGCCUACUGGCCCAUGACUGUUUUCUUCCCUUUAGAGAUGUACAUUUCUCAAAACCAAAUUAAACGACAUAGCGUUAGGUGGUUCUGGCUUGAGCUUUUGAAUUUGGUUUGCUUCCUUGUUACUAUAGGUGUGGCAUGUAGUGCUAUCCAAGGUCUAAAUCAAGGUCUCAGAACCUACAAGCCUUUCAAGUUUUAAAAUUUGCAACCCAUAUCCUUGCUAUUAGUUGUAUAACUAAAUUUGUAAUCUCUAUCUCUUUAAAAGGUUGGAAGAGAUUAAUAAGUAGAGGCUAUAGCAAAUGCCAGGCACACACCCUUUUUUGUUUUCCUUCUCCUGUGUCUUCUGAUUAUAUGAUAUCAUGAUGCAUGUUUCCCUA